Lontra canadensis (Northern American river otter) is the source of this 1550-nucleotide messenger RNA. It is a transcript of the gene TRMT61B, whose product is annotated as tRNA methyltransferase 61B. Gene Ontology annotation, biological process: tRNA methylation. The transcript is spliced from 7 exons. The record is from RefSeq and is a predicted model, not a curated record. Lineage: Eukaryota; Metazoa; Chordata; Mammalia; Carnivora; Mustelidae. The coding region runs from base 31 to 1479 and encodes 482 amino acids. Gene Ontology annotation, cellular component: tRNA (m1A) methyltransferase complex.
UUGUGUGCGACGGCGUCUGCGCCGGACACCAUGCUGUCAGCGGGCCGGCGAGGUCUGGUCCUCCUCCGGCUGCGGCGCCCCAGGAGGUGGCUAGGGCUCCGAGCUUCUCCGUUCCUGCGGGGCCUUGAGCGAGAGCUCUUGGAGACAGCCCGGUCAUUGUGUUGCGAAUCCUGUCCUAGAAACGCACGAGACGGAGAGGGACGACGUGAAGCGUCACAGAGGAAAGCCCCCAGCACAGAGCCUCCAUCUCUCCCUCUGCGCGUCCGAGGCACUGGGAUCGGAUGUCUUUCCUCACUGGAGGUUCUCAGACAGACGCCGCCGCAAGAGGAGUCACCCUCUCAAGAGCGCGAAGACUCGAGCGGACACCGGGGCCAGCCCGGUCCCGUCCACCAGGGUUCCGGGGGUCCCUUGCCCGCCUCCAUGGCCCAGUCCGUGACUGGGGUAGAAGAGCUUCCUGGCUCCUCUUCCUACCCAGCUUCCAGGGAGGGGUCCUUUCGCGCUGGGGAGCUGAUCUUAGCUGAGACUGGGAAGAGAGAAACACAAUUUAAAAAGUUAUUUAGGUUGAGUAACGCCGGACACUUAAAUAGUAGCUGGGGGAGAGUCCCAUUCAGCGAGAUCGUGGGAAAGUUUCCCGGCCAGAUACUGACGACGACUUCCGGUAAGCAGCUCAUGCUGAGGAGGCCGGCACUGGAAGACUAUGUAUUACUGAUGAAAAGAGGGCCUGCCAUAACGUAUCCUAAGGAUAUGAGUAUGAUACUGUUGAUGAUGGAUAUCCACCCAGGGGAUACUGUUUUGGAAGCUGGCUCAGGCUCUGGUGGAAUGAGCUUAUUUUUAUCCAAAGCAGUUGGAUCACAAGGACGAGUCAUAAGUUUUGAAGCACGAAAAGACCACCAUGAAUUGGCUAAGAGGAAUUAUAAAAACUGGUGUGAUUCAUGGAAAAUGAGUCAUGUAGAUGAGUGGCCAGACAACGUGAAUUUUAUUCAUAAGGAUAUUUCAGGAGCAACCGAAGACAUAAAAACUUUAACAUUUGAUGCGGUAGCUUUGGACAUGUUGAAUCCUCAAGUUGCUUUGCCUGUUUUAUACCCAAAUCUUAAACAAGGUGGUGUGUGCGCUGUAUAUCUAGCCAACAUCACACAGGUUAUUGAGCUUUUAGAUGGAAUUCGCAUCUGUGAACUUGCUCUCUCAUGUGAAAAGAUAAGUGAAGUAAUUGUUAGAGAUUGGUUGGUUUGCCUUGCAAAACAGAAAAAUGGAACUUUAGCUCAAAAAAUAGAACCUAAAAUUAACACCGAUUUACAAUUACAUUCUCAAAAGAAAAUCAGAAUUGAAGGUGAGAUGUUUCAAGAGGAUGACACUGCAGAAGAAUCACAUUCUGAUUUUCCAUAUGGAUCAUUUCCCUAUAUUGCUAGACCUAUACACUGGCAAACUGGUCAUACAGCUUUUCUUGUCAAGCUAAGGAAGUUUAAACCACAACAUAACUGAGUACCUCAGAUGACAGCAAGUGAUUUGAAGAUGGAAAAGUAUCAAAAUAGAACUUUAUAUUGUGAAUCACU